Molecule: messenger RNA, 1445 nt
Organism: Tripterygium wilfordii
Lineage: Eukaryota; Viridiplantae; Streptophyta; Magnoliopsida; Celastrales; Celastraceae
Exons: 2
Coding region: 724-1140 (138 amino acids)
Source: RefSeq, a predicted model, not a curated record
GUUGCAUGUACCACGUACAUAUACCAAUCCCAUACGGAAGGACUAUUACUAAUACUAUUACAGGUUUUUGAGGAUUUUCUACACGUAUGCAAGUCGUUGAGAUUAAGACGUGACAACACACCUCAUGGCAACAGCUGCCAGGUGGGACAUUAGGAAUUUGAGCGUUAAUUUUGUCUCCAUUUAAGGACUUAAUUAUCAGAUUUUGAGUUUAGUUGAAUUUGAUAUUUUCAAAUAAACAAGAUUUAUUUAAGACCUACAAAUUCGAGUAAAUAUAAAUUAGAAAGUGCACAAACAAAUAGCUGUAUAUCUUUGUCACAUGGUGAAGAGUAGGUGGCAUUUUGACAAAUGGUUAAUGACCUAGAAAGAAUCAAAUGGUAUAUAUUUUGAAGUCUCUUGUCUAAGUUGUCUUGUCUUGCUGCAGAAACAAAACACAUGAAAGUGCUCAAAAAUCUGCCACGACUUCACCUUUGAACAUCCAUGCAUGGCCACUUGUCAUCACACUAAACAACACCAAUAAAUGAGUUGGUGCUCAAAAUAAUCAAACAAAUUGCGACUCCACAACAUCAACAUCACCAACCAGAUGCUAUAAAUAUAUAUAUAUGCCCAUCUAGCUCGUUAUGAGAACACCAACUCCUUACUCCUCCUGCUUUGGAUAACUCAUAAAAUAUUCUCUUCGGCACUUUCAUAUAUAUAUAUUUCCAUUUCUAGCUAGCUUCUUCUUUAAUGGAGUGGUCUCCUCAAGAUGCCAUGAAAGCUUAUUUGCAAACUCUUCAAUUGUGUAAGUUACAUGAUGAUGAUGAUGAUCAAGAUUUGUCAUUGGGAAGCAAAAGAGUAGUCAUUGAGCCCAAAUGCAUGGAGUUCAUAUCAGCUUUGGCAGCAGGAAAGAGAGCAAAAUCAAUGGUGGAAAUCACAACACAAGGCAUUACCCCAAUCACAAUAGCCCUGGCUGUGGCUGCAAAGCAAACAGGAGCUCAAUUUCUCUGUUUCCUUGUUAGCAACCACAAUGAAGGCCUUAACAUUGAUGAAAGCAAACACAAGCUCAUAGAUCUUGGUCUUGAAGAUGUGAUUCAUUUUUUUUACAAAGACCCAUUUGAAGGGUUGAUGCAUGAGGGCUGCAAAGACAGAUUUUGCAGUCAUUGAUUGCAAGUAUGAGCAUCACUUGGAGUUGUUUAAGGUUGUUAAUGUCAACCCAAGAGGGUGUAUUGUAGUAGAGCACAAUAUAUAGGGUAUAGGAAAAGUGGGGUUUCAUUUAGUCAUGUUUUGAAGGCCAAGAAAGAAUCAGUUGGGUAUGUUUGUCUCCCAAUAGGAGAAGGAAUAGAGCUGACAAGCGUUGGACCAGAGGGAAAGAGUGAGAGAUCCAGGAGAUUCCAUGUAACUUUUGAAAAUUGAGCUUUUGGUAUUAAUGAUUUCCUUAUAUAUACAACAAAAAUUAGAUUAUAGGCAUU